UUAUUCGUCAAACUGUUAGCGGAGCGUUACUUAGACCGCAGCUUGGCUGUCUUGGAUCAGCCUCCUUUCAGGCUAAGACUGAUAGAAGAGGCCUGCUUGCGUCAGUUUCCUAGCUUUGACUCGCGCCAAAUUCGCCUCAAACUACGUUCUCAGUUAAAAUUGUAUAGGCGUAAUUUGAAGAAACGAGGCUUGCAUAGGCCGGAAAAGGAUGGGGCGGAGGAUGGUCAAGAAGAAGAAGAGGGAGUAGAAGACGAGCAGGAGGAUGAAGACGAAGAAGAUGAGGAGGAUGGAGCAGAGGAGGAAGAGCAAAAGGUGAGCUCAGAUACGGAGUUGGAGGAGCAGAGGGGAAAGAGAGAGCGAGAAAACGGAAUUACAAGCGUAACUAGAGAGAAUAUAGUCAUGUCCUUGUGCCAUAAAAAUGGAAGAUUGCACAGGACAAUCAAGCUAUUUGACAAAAGCAAAGACAAUGAAAAUUCGUUGCAUUGUGACAAUAAAUGCGAAAGCGAAACCGACAAAGGAACCGACCCAAAAGUUCAGUCACAAGAAAAGACAAGCGGAAAAGACGGUGCCUUUUCUCCUUUGUAUAGUAAACGAGCACUCGACGAUCAAGAUGCCGGUCAAUCCGGCAUUGUCAGGGACUCUAAAAAGCCUCGGCUCGACAAUGGUACGUCAAAGCCGGCCAGCUGCGAGACCGUCACAUGUUCUACAGUUAAUGUGUCUACAGGAUGCCAAGAAACGUCGCCAGUGUAUUUGACAGCAGCCCGGGCAAUACCUUCGCUGGCCUCUCUGAAGGAGAAAUACCGUCAGUCAGACUUGAUUAAGCGGUACCCUCCUCUGGCCGUUAGACGCUCCACUUCAGAUGCUCCUGCUUUCACGGCUGUCCAGCUGGUUUGUAAUGAUAAAUCCCCAACCAAUCCGCUGGCCUGUCUUCGUCCGCCAUAUCCAUUCUCCUCCAACGUCAACGCUCAUCGUAUUCUCCAGUUGGCCAUGAAGGCCGAAUCAGGCCGCCUGGAGGCCCAGCUAAAUAACGAAUCCUACUUUGGGAGUCCAGGCGUCCAAAAUCAAGUCUCACUGGGGCCGGGGCUCUUUGCAGCCGAUGAGAAGAUAAGUGACUCUGAUGGUGUGACAAGCUAUGGCGCUCGGACAUUUCUCCCGAAGUCACCGAUCGUCACCACUUUGAGUAGUUUAGGCUGCCUAAGCCCAUCCAGCUUCACUUCGGCGAAGGAGACUGGGCUCUCUCUGACUGCUCUGCAUGAGGAUGCCUCUAAGCCGGUGCUAUUUAAUCCAGCUGUGAACCAUCAGACAUUUGUGCCCAGCCAAACUCAGAGUGGGUCAUAUAGGACCACAGAUGACAACGGAAUGACAAGACAAACUUCCGCUGCGGGAUUAGAAAAUUCGUCUUCUAGCGAAAACCCUUUAUGUGUAUGUUCACUUAUUUGCUAA
This is a messenger RNA of Protopolystoma xenopodis, 1443 nucleotides long. NCBI's taxonomy places the organism in Eukaryota, Metazoa, Platyhelminthes, Monogenea, Polystomatidea, Polystomatidae. The record is from the annotation of a GenBank genome assembly.